This is a messenger RNA of Penicillium samsonianum, 528 nucleotides long. RefSeq names its product MARVEL domain-containing protein. NCBI's taxonomy places the organism in Eukaryota, Fungi, Ascomycota, Eurotiomycetes, Eurotiales, Aspergillaceae. Gene Ontology annotation, cellular component: membrane. Bases 1 to 528 code for a protein of 175 amino acids. The transcript has 4 exons. The record is from RefSeq and is a predicted model, not a curated record.
AUGCUCUUCUCAACAACCAUCGCUCGUCCACUGCAACUGGCCACUCGCACCAUGCAGUGGGCUAGCGUUGUCAUUGUCAUGGGCCUGACCUCGUUCUUCAUCAACCGCGGCCCCCGUGGCCAGCAUACUAUCUACCAGGAAGUCAUUGCUGUCCUCUCGGUUGUCUUCUUUCUUCCAGCUUUCAUUUCGCCAUUCCUGCCCUCGGUGUUGAGCAGAUUCGUGCUUGCUAUCGACGUCGUGUUCUCCUACCUCUGGUUGACUGCCUUUAUUUUCUCCGCACAAGACUAUAGCACGAGGCGGUGCUACUGGGCUAUCCCCGCAGGCCUCAACUGCAAGCGCAAGAGGGCCAAUGAAGCUUUCAUCUUCCUAGCUUUUAUCUUCACCUUCUUCGGAAUGCUCCUUGAAGUCGCCGCCCUCUGGGCCUAUCGCAAGGAAAACACCACCACCCAACGUACCGAGGAGGAUAAAGUCAAUUCUGGGACCCGUCCACCUCAUGAUACGCCUGCAGCUCCUGCUGGAACUGUUUAA